UGUUACAACCUAAUAUACCAAAAACCUCCUAAUUCUAUUAUAUAUGACAAAAUCUUCAUUUGGUUACUACUAAAUAUAUUUUUUUUUAUUUGAUGAUCUUCCACUUCCUUCCUUGCUAAGGAAAGUUGUCCCAUUUAUCUUCACUUGUUCCACUUAUCGACACCAACACCACUGUAGCACUCAAUUGCCAAGGAAAAACCAUGGAACAGCCUCUUCUUUCAGAGAAAAGAAGUGAAGUUGAAGAGAGUGAGAGGUUGAGCUCGUAUCAGUACGUGGGGAGAACGGGGUCGGUGAUCCCAACGGCUUCCUUGGCGGGAACGGAAGUUAGCAUCGAAGAGAUUCGGUCAGCGACUUCUUUUUCUGGUCAUUACCCGCCUUCCAUUCAUGCUCCUUUGGUCAGCUCCCCCGAGCCCCAUCCUAUCGAGCAAGCUAUUCUUCAUCAAGGUCCUAGCACAACAGAUUAUGGCACAUACUCCAAUGAUUUUCAGAGGCAAUUAUUGGAUGAGGUAGAGAUACGAGAGUUGCUCAUUGAUCAUAUUGGUCAUAGAUGCUGUUGGGGGAGUCAUCCUGCUCGGACAUGGAAGAUUCAUGCUGUUGAGGAUUGCAAUGUUUAUGUGGGAACUCUAGAAACUUUCUUAGAAGAGAGAGAAGUAGUGCGAGAAACAGAACCUUACCUUGGUGGCAACAUUGAUGGAAAAGAUAACAGUCCUGAACCUGGCCUUUGGGAAUUGGAUCUAAGAUCACAAUUCCCUGUUCUCUUUGUACAUUAUAAAGAAACAAGAGUCAAGAUUCCUCAUAGUGAGACCAUUGAGAAAUGUUCAGGUUGUGCAGGACAAGGAGAUAUUGCAUGUCCUACAUGCAAUGCAGACCAAGAACCUGGAUUUUAUAAGCAAAAUCAGAUGUCCCAGUGCCCUGCUUGCUAUGGAAGGGGAUUAAUUGCCCACAAAGACGGAUCAGACACUAUAUGCACAAAAUGUGAUGGGAAAGGAAAGAUUCCUUGCGCUACUUGUGGAUCUCAUGGCUUACUAAAGUGUGAGACAUGUAAUGGAAACGGUUCUCUGUUGACUCGUAAAAUUGCCAUUAUUAAAUGGAAAACACUUUCAACUCGAAAAGUAAGUGCAACAAGUGGAGCAGCAUCAGUUCCAGACGAGAUUUUCCAUAGGGCCAAAGGGGUUCAGUUGUGCAACACCCAGGCAUAUCAGUGCACUCCAGCCUUUUUUGCCGACUCUUUCUUCCUCAACAAGUUCUCUUCUGACAUUAUUGCAGACAGGGCUUCUGUACCUCCUACUGCCAGGGUCAUUUGCGAGAGACACGCAAUCUCUGUGGUGCCAGUGACACGUGUCACCAUGACUCGUCAUCGUCAAUCUUUCAGUUUCUACAUUGUUGGAUUCAGCCGGGAUGUGUACUUGAAGGACUACUAUCCCGCUCGGUUUUGCUGGGGCUUAUGUCCUUGCCUGGAAUGGUUGAAGGUGUAAUGAGGCAGAUUUUGAAGUUAAAAGAGAUUGUUUCUCAGUUAUUUAUGCUACUCGUAUUUGUAGGUUUUUCAUGUGGCUGAUAAUAAAUUGGUUGAAUUCCUGUGUUCAAUAGAUUACAGUGUGUAAUUUCCAUGUGAUAAACAUAAUUAUUCUUGCAUUACAACAGUUUGUGCUUUUCUUUUCUAUGUAACCGUUCUUUAACUACUUUUCUUCUGUACCAUUCCAGCCUUUUCUUAUUUUUGAAUGUCUAAUGUCUUGAAUCUUGGUGACUGAUUGAAGUUCACAUUUUCCUGUAGCCUUUUACUUAGAGAUAAGAGUUAAAGGAAAAGCUCAAAGUCCAUAGGUAAUGUCUGUGAGGGAACAAUUUUUUGUUUCAUUUUGAAGCCCCAUAACAUCAAGAAUCAGGAUGGUUUCAGUAGAAAUCAUCUAAAAUGCAAUUUGAAAUCUCAUCCAAGUAUCUUUAAGGUGUAAGGGGGAUGAUCAAUGCUUUUGCACAGUGUCAAAAGAUUUUAAAGCGCAAAUCCAACUUAAAUAUACCAAAAC
Durio zibethinus is the source of this 2018-nucleotide messenger RNA. The record is from RefSeq and is a predicted model, not a curated record. Lineage: Eukaryota; Viridiplantae; Streptophyta; Magnoliopsida; Malvales; Malvaceae.